Melospiza georgiana is the source of this 7870-nucleotide messenger RNA. RefSeq names its product regulating synaptic membrane exocytosis 2 (gene RIMS2). The transcript is spliced from 35 exons. Gene Ontology annotation, cellular component: presynaptic membrane; cytoskeleton of presynaptic active zone. Gene Ontology annotation, molecular function: small GTPase binding; transmembrane transporter binding. Gene Ontology annotation, biological process: regulation of membrane potential; positive regulation of synaptic transmission; regulation of synaptic plasticity. The record is from RefSeq and is a predicted model, not a curated record. NCBI's taxonomy places the organism in Eukaryota, Metazoa, Chordata, Aves, Passeriformes, Passerellidae. Bases 96 to 5144 code for a protein of 1682 amino acids.
UUUGUAUGUGCUUCUCCCGGCGCCGGCCGCUCCCGCUGGUGCUGCUGGAGUUCGGGCAGCGCUUCUCGUAGCGGCGGCGGCAGCUCCUACUAAACAUGUCGGCUCCCGCCGGGCCCCGGAGCGGCCCCGCCGCUCCUCAGCCUCCUCCGGCCCCGCAGCCCGAGAUGCCGGACCUCAGCCACCUCACGGAGGAAGAGCGGAAGAUCAUCCUGGCCGUCAUGGACCGCCAGAAGAAGGAAGAGGAGAAGGAGCAAUCCGUGCUCAAGGUGAAAGAAGAGCAAAAACCACAGCCGACACAGUGGUUUCCCUUUAGUGGGAUCACUGAGCUGGUAAAUAACGUUCUUCAACCACAGCAAAAACAGCAAAAUGAAAAGGAGCCCCAGACAAAAUUACAUCAGCAGUUUGAGAUGUAUAAGGAGCAAGUGAAGAAGAUGGGUGAAGAAUCACAGCAGCACCAGGAGCAGAAGGGUGAUGCCCCAACCUGUGGCAUCUGCCACAAAACCAAGUUUGCUGAUGGCUGUGGCCAUAACUGUUCCUAUUGCCAAACGAAAUUCUGCGCGCGCUGCGGAGGAAGAGUGUCCCUGCGCUCCAACAAGGAGGACAAAGUGGUAAUGUGGGUCUGUAACUUGUGCCGAAAGCAACAGGAAAUCCUCACGAAAUCGGGAGCCUGGUUCUACAACAGCGGCUCGCACGCGCCGCAGCCGCCGGACCAGGAGGGAGGGAGAGCUCUGAGGAACGAGGAAGCACCUCAGGAGAAAAAAGCAAAACUGCAGGAGCAUCCGCAGUACCAGGGACCACCAGGUGACAUAUCCACACAAGCUUUGGACAAAAACAGAUCUCAAGGGCUCACAAGACAAGACUCAAUUAAGAAUGGCUCAACAGUAAAGCAUCCAGUAACAAGUGACACAUCAGACAGGAAAAGAAGCCCUUCAAUAUCAAGAGAACAGAGCAGAAGAUACGACCAAAGGGACGAGAGAGACGAAUACUCGCAGUAUGCUACAUCAGACAGUGCAAUGCCCAGGUCACCAUCAGAUUAUUCAGAUAGGCGGUCACAGCGUGGGCCCCAGUUGUACGAAGAGCCUGAACUGGGUGAUUAUAGAGAUUCCAACAGGAGGAGCCGCAGGCGUUCCAAGGAGUAUCCGGUAGAAGAAGAAGAUGCGCAAAGCAGGGAAGAAUAUGAGAGGCAAAGGAGGGAAGAGGAAUACCAGGCACGAUACCGGAGUGAUCCUAAUUUGGCUCGUUAUCCAGUCAAGCCGCAGCCAUAUGAGGAACAAAUGCGUAUCCACGCUGAAGUGUCCCGCGCACGACACGAACGCAGGCACAGCGAUGUCUCGCUGGCAAAUACAGAGCUGGAAGAUUCUCGGAUGUCCAUGCUCAGGAUGGAACGGCCAUCAAGACAAAGAUCAGUGUCUGAGCGCAGGGCCGCCAUGGAAAACCAACGUUCAUACUCUAUGGAAAGAACUCGAGAGGCUCAGGGACCAAGUCCCAAUCGUCAGAGGACCACAAAUCAUAGCCCUCCUACACCUAGGAGGAGUCCAAUUCCUCUGGAAAGACCAGACAUGAGGCGCUCUGAUUCUUUAAGGAAACAGCACCAUUUGGAUCCCAGUUCUGCUGUUCGGAAAACAAAGCGUGAAAAGAUGGAGACCAUGUUACGGAAUGAUUCACUCAGCUCGGACCAGUCUGAAUCCGUCAGGCCUCCUCCACCAAAGCCCCAUAAAACGAAAAAAGGAGGUAAAAUGCGCCAGGUUUCAUUAAGUAGCUCAGAAGAAGAACUGGCAUCCACUCCAGAAUAUACAAGUUGUGAUGAUGUAGAGAUUGAAAGUGAAAGUGUUAGUGAAAAAGGGGACAGUCAAAGGGGAAAAAGAAAAACUAGUGAGCAGGCAGUUUUGUCGGAUUCUAACGCCUUAUCCGAGAGGCAAAAGAAAAUGGUGUGCUUUGGUGGCCACUCCUUGGAAGAGGACUUGGAAUGGUCUGAGCCUCAGAUAAAAGACUCUGGGGUAGAUACGUGUAGUAGCACCACUCUAAACGAGGAACAUAGCCAUAGUGAGAAGCAUCCAGUAACUUGGCAGCCAUCCAAAGAUGGAGAUCGUCUCAUUGGUCGGAUUUUGUUAAAUAAGCGACUGAAAGAUGGAAGUGUGCCUAGAGAUUCAGGAGCAAUGCUUGGAUUGAAGGUAGUAGGAGGAAAGAUGACUGAAUCAGGUCGACUCUGCGCAUUUAUCACCAAAGUUAAAAAAGGAAGCUUAGCUGAUACAGUGGGGCAUCUUAGACCAGGUGAUGAAGUAUUAGAAUGGAAUGGAAGGAUACUACAAGGAGCCACCUUUGAGGAGGUGUAUAAUAUCAUUUUAGAAUCCAAACCUGAGCCACAAGUAGAGCUUGUAGUUUCAAGACCAAUAGGGGACAUUCCCAGAAUACCUGACAGCACACAUGCACAGCUGGAGUCCAGUUCUAGUUCAUUUGAAUCUCAAAAAAUGGACCGACCUUCUAUUUCAGUGACUUCUCCUAUGAGUCCUGGCAUGUUAAGGGAUGUUCCACAGUUCUUGUCUGGACAACUUUCAAGCCAAAGCCUUAGUAGAAGAACAACGCCUUUUGUUCCUAGGGUUCAGAUAAAACUGUGGUAUGACAAGGUUGGUCAUCAGUUAAUAGUGACCAUACUGGGAGCAAAGGAUCUUCCUUCAAGGGAAGAUGGGAGGCCAAGGAAUCCUUAUGUUAAAAUUUACUUUCUUCCAGACAGAAGUGAUAAAAAUAAAAGAAGAACAAAAACAGUAAAGAAAACAUUGGAACCUAAGUGGAAUCAGACAUUUAUUUAUUCUCCAGUUCAUCGGAGAGAGUUUAGAGAACGAAUGUUAGAAAUCACUCUUUGGGACCAAGCACGAGUUCGAGAGGAAGAAAGUGAAUUUUUAGGAGAGAUUCUUAUUGAGUUAGAGACAGCAUUACUAGAUGAUGAACCCCACUGGUACAAACUUCAAACACAUGAUGUCUCUUCAUUGCCACUUCCCCAUCCCUCACCAUAUUUGCCACGCAGACAGCUCCAUGGCGAGAGUCCCACACGGAGGUUACAAAAUAAAGGCUUAUAUUCAUAUAAUUCAGGAUCCAAAAGAAUCAGUGACAGUGAAGUCUCUGAUUAUGACUGUGAUGAUGGAAUUGGUGUUGUUUCAGAUUACCGACAUAACGGGAGAGAUCUUCAAAGUUCAACACUGUCAGUGCCUGAGCAAGUAAUGUCAUCUAAUCAUUGUUCUCGAUCAGGGUCCCCUCACCGUGGAGAUAGUAUAGGACGGACUAGAUCGUGGUCUCCCAGUGUCCCUCCCCCACAAAGCCGGAAUGUGGAUCAGGGACUGCGAGGGACUCGAUCCACCCCUGCGCACUACAACACCCUGAACCGCAUGGACAGACACCGAGCUGUGGACGACCACUACUCCCCAGACAGAGAGAGGAAUUGUGAAGCAGCAGAUAGACAGCCAUAUCAAAGAUCCAGAUCAACAGAGCAACGUCCUGUGCUAGAGCGGACCAACUCCCGCUCCCGAUCCACAGAGCGUCCUGACUCAAACCUCAUCAGGUCGAUGCCUUCAUUAAUGACUGGAAGAUCUGCCCCUCCUUCACCUGCCUUACCGAGGUCACAUCCUCGAACGGGGUCUGUCCAGACAAGUCCCUCAAGUACUCCAGUAGUAGGGCGAAGGGGCAGGCAGCUACCGCAGCUCCCGCCAAAGGGGACGUUGGAGAGAAACAAUGGAGACAAGGAGAUAGAGUCUUAUGAAGAAGUUACAUGGGAAGACCAGCAGAAAAAGGUGAAUGGUACAAUAACUGAUGACAAACCAUUGCCGAAAAAGAAACACCAUUCUGAGACAGAAGAAGCGGAAUCAUCAAGGAGAACAAACUCAGAAGAAAAGAAAACAGAUCCAGAGAAUGGGGAUACAGGUGCACUGGAUGUAGAAGAAAGGAAUCGCCAAAUGAAAAUGAGCAAGUACAAACAGGUAGCAGGAUCAGAUUCCAGGCUGGAACAAGAUUAUCAUUCUAAGUAUCGGUCGGGGCGGGAUCCUCACCGAGGCUCGGACAACGUUUCCAACAAGUCCUCGGACAGCGAUGUCAGCGACGUCUCGGCCGUGUCCCGCACCAGCAGCGCGUCCCGCUUCAGCAGCACCAGCUACAUGUCUGUGCAGUCAGAGCGCCCCAGGGGCAGCAAGAAAAUAAGUGUCUUUACAUCCAAAAUGCAAAGCAGACAGAUGGCCAUCUCAGGAAAGAACAUGACAAAGAGCACCAGCAUCAGCGGGGAGAUGUACACGCUGGAGAAGAACGAUGGCAGCCAGUCGGACACGGCGGUGGGCACUGUUGGGGGUGGCAGCAAAAAGAGGCGCUCCAGCAUUGGUGCCAAGAUGGUCGCCAUCGUGGGGCUGUCCAGAAAGAGCCGCAGCACGUCACAACUCAGCCAAACUGAAGCAGGGGGCAAGAAGCUGCGGAGCACCGUCCAGAGGAGCACGGAGACAGGGCUGGCCGUGGAGAUGAGGAACUGGAUGACUCGCCAGGCGAGCCGGGAGUCAACGGAUGGGAGCAUGAACAGCUACAGCUCCGAGGGAAAUUUGAUCUUCCCUGGUGUGAGGUUGGCUGCAGACAGCCAGUUCAGUGAUUUUCUGGAUGGACUUGGUCCUGCCCAGCUUGUAGGACGACAGACAUUGGCAACGCCAUCAAUGGGAGAUAUUCAGGUGGGAAUGAUGGAUAAGAAAGGACAACUGGAAGUAGAAAUAAUCCGAGCCCGUGGCCUUGUUGUAAAACCAGGUUCAAAGACACUGCCAGCACCAUAUGUAAAGGUGUAUCUAUUAGAAAAUGGAGUCUGCAUAGCCAAAAAGAAAACAAAGGUAGCAAGAAAAACGCUGGAACCACUUUAUCAGCAACUUCUAUCGUUUGAAGAAAGUCCCCAAGGGAAAGUUUUACAGAUAAUUGUUUGGGGAGACUAUGGACGUAUGGAUCACAAAUCCUUUAUGGGAGUGGCACAGAUACUUUUAGAUGAACUGGACCUGUCCAACAUGGUGAUUGGGUGGUUCAAACUUUUCCCUCCUUCUUCCCUAGUAGACCCAACCUUAGCUCCUCUCACUAGAAGAGCUUCCCAAUCAUCUCUUGAAAGUUCAACAGGACCUUCGUAUGCUCGCUCAUAGCAGCUGUGAAACUGUUGUCAUAGCAACCAGCGUUACAAAAAAAUAAAAUUACAGGUCGCAAACCCUGGUAACACUGCAUGCUUAAUGUUGUGUCUUCUGAGCCUGUUUCUAGGGCUGCAACGCGAUCCUGUGUUCUCAAGGAAGUUGCACACAUUGUGCCCUACGGAAGGCCCUCAGGUGAUGGACUGAAAUCAUGAAGAACUGAUAGGUUUGGAGUUCAGGGACUCAGUUUUGGUCCAAUCUGAAGCCAUGGACUAAACUAAAAAAAAAUCAAUCUGUUUCAUGCAACAAAAGUCCUUUUCAAUGGCAUAUCUGUUUUGUUGCUCCCUUUUCUUUAUUUAUCUGCCCUCCCCUCCUAAAGUUUGGUUAUGCCACAGAAACGGAGUUACCCUCCCAUGGAGCCACGUUACAAGUCAGUGGAUUAGCAGACAUUGGAAGAAAAGAAGAAUCUAAGGAUGAUGGAAAAGUCAACUGGCACUUGCAGCAGUUGCUUGAGAUCUGAAAACUCUUCAUAUUGAAAAGGUUCAAGACUUAAAGUGGUGGGCUUCAUACCUCCAGCUGUUCACACGGUGAAACCCCAGACAUGAUGGACUCUCUGAAAAAUAAAGUUCUGUGGAUAUACUGUACUGUAUGAAAUUAAGAAACUUUUUUGCAUGGACACAGAUUUAGCUGAACACUUAAAUUAUUUUCUUGGGGCUGCAACUUGCAAAACAAAAAAAAAAAAGAAUAAAUCAGCCAUUUUCAACAGUUUAUAUUAUUUUUAAAGAUAAAUUUCACUAGUGCAUGGUUUUAAAGGGAAGAGAAUGCAACAGGGUGAUACAAAGACAUACCACGUUUAUCAUUCUUUAAAUCAGUCAUGGUCUGUGUUUUUGCAGACUUAUAUUAAAAAUAAAAAAUAAUUUCUAGCAAAUAUUUAAAAUUCUGUUUAUGUGACAAGAAAUAAGUGUAAUAUAUUAAAUUUAUUUAAAUGUAAAAGGUACAAGCCUUGUAAAGUUCAACAUAAUGUGCAAAUUGUACACUUCUUUUACCUCCUUCUUUCUCUAUCUCUCCUCCCAAUCUCCCUUCUUCCUUUUGCUCUUUUCCCCCUCUACCUCCCAGGAUGAUCAGCAUAUUCUAAAAUGGCUACCUUUUGACUUAUUACUGUCUUAUGCCCCAUAUUUGGUUCAGGGUUGCAGAUUGUUCUGCAUUUCUGAAUUAUUUGAGAAAAAUAUUGUUUAAGAGCUUACUUUUUUUCAAGCAUGUUGAAAAGGAUUUUGCAACAUGGCUUGGGAGUACAUUAAUGUAAUUCAGCAUGUAUUUGAUAAAGAAGAUAUUUGAACUUUUGCAAUUUAUUGUACAGUGCAUGGUAACUUAUUUUCGUUUUUUCUCACCUUCAAAUUGAAUUCUACAGCAAAAUACUGGAAUCAUGUGGCCAUUGUAAGAUGUCUUCAAUAAAUUUGUGUUCAGCACCAGCAUCUUUCAUUCAAAGACUGAACUAUUAUUUCUUGAAGGUUUUUGGAAAGAGGAAAAAUUAAGUACCUGAUUGAUUUUUAGGAAACAAAUUUAAGCACUUUUAUUUGCACUAAACCAAAUUGAUUGCUACAUUUUUGAAAUAACAGAAGCAACAAAGGUUACAAAUCCAUAAAGUUCUUCUGCUGUAAAGUUCAAUUUUCAUAAAUUACAUUUCCAUUGCAAAAGACAUAAUUACAUAAUAUCAGUCUGGAAAGUAUCAGUCUUUGGUUGGUAAAAUAGCCUUAAAGAAAACUUCUCAGUACCACUCUGUCAGCUCUUUGACACCAUUGCCAGAACCUCACUGCAGUUUAUGGAUCUUCGGAACCCUGGGUUUUGUAGCAGACAGUAACUACCAUUGGGUGGUGCUGCAAGUUCAAGCUUCUCAUUAAGUUUCGUUAUUUAAAGGGAAUGUAACUGGCUAAUGUUUAAUAACAAAAUAUCCUUUUCUUUUUUUCUUUUUCCUGGGUCUUUGUAUGCCUUUAAUACCUACUUAAGGUUUAAUAUUGAAAUCUUGCAAUAAUUUUUGAAGUAUGUUACAUUUACCUUUAUGGCCACACAGAAUUAUUCUGAUUUUAUUUGAAAAUCUGUUGAAGUUUCCCAUUAACAAAUUGUACAUGCCUCAUAAGAGGGAAAAAUAACAGUAUCACUUAUAAUGCCUUUUACUUUGUGCAAUAUCAUAGAAAAUGAGAUUGUGUCUUGUCUGCAGAGUUUAUAUAAUGGAUUAUUGUUAAUAGACAGACUGGUAAAAUUAUAUUUAUUGAAAUAAUUUAGACACCUGUCUACCAGCAGCAAAUAAAUGCUACUAACAUGCAGUCUACAAUAUCCCCUAGGAUAUUAAACAGAAAUACAUAACCAUUUUCCUGACACUGUGAGAUGUGCUCACACAUUCUUGUAUGCAUAGUCCUCUAUAAAUUAUUUCAAAUUUUAAAAUCAAGGACAUGACGCAUGGAAGGUUUGUACAUAAUUGUCAUUAUGCAGUAUUUAUUUUAAAAAAAUUAAUGUAUUUUUUUUAAUUUUCACACGUCUGCAAUUCUACUUAUGGUUUAGUCAUGUAAAUAGUACUAUUCCAGUGAUCACUGCUGUCUUGUAAAUAGUACGUUUUAAAAAGUUAAAAGGAAUUACAGUUGGGGAAAAAAAAGGGCAGAUUAGGCCUGUAAUGAACACCAACUAAUGUAAAUCAAACUCAUUCUGGUGAUGGUAUUUAACACUUUAAAUAAAACAUUUUCUUUACAGAA